Dentiscutata erythropus is the source of this 2142-nucleotide messenger RNA. Lineage: Eukaryota; Fungi; Glomeromycota; Glomeromycetes; Diversisporales; Gigasporaceae. The record is from the annotation of a GenBank genome assembly.
AUGACUAACAUCGAUAACCAGCCCCCAAGUUCUGUAUCAAUAAUGUGGGUCUUACUUGAGGGAAAACCGAGAGCUGUUAAGUUGAAAAAUGACGUAACACAAAUUCCAGAACUAGAUGACCUCUACCCUGUUCUCAAAAAAGAGUUUAAUGAACUUCAAGAUAUCGAACGAAGUGACAUUGAAUUUUUUUCCUUCGAUGACUAUCAUAAACUCUCACCUCUUCGUAGUGGAACAUUACUUACAGAUAUAGUAACAACGGAUAUAUCCCCGCUUGUUGUGAGGUACCCCUUUUCAGAUACCAGCGUAAAGUAUAGGUUUUUACGAAAUUUGGAUACUUAUGAAAUGCCUCAUUCUAGUGGCUCUUGGAUUUUGCUUCGGGAAGCUGUCAAUAAAAGCUUCGAAAAGUUGCAAACUUGCGAUUUUUAUUUUAUUUUUAAAAUUAACUCAGAAGAAAAAAAAAUUGAGAACGAAUUCCAGUUCAAUAAAUUAAUGGAUAGAACAGAUUCAAACGAUAAAGGCGAACGUUAUCUAGACCUUAAAAUACAGAUAAAAGGUAAAAAAGCAUAUGGAGACUGGACCCUCAAGGAGGUUUCUAAGGAGAUAUAUAAUGAUGCAUUUGAUUCUAUCGAAUCAAUGUCGAUAUUUGAAAUAGAAGAAAUUUUCAUAUUAGACCCUCCGUUUAAUGAUAAUGAUUUAAAACGGUUUAAAGACAACCUUCAAGAAAAGAUGAAUGUUUUUCACAAUGAGGUUACCACAAAUGAAGCAACUGCACGAGAAUUUAUUUCAGUCUUCCUAUCUUUAGCAGUUAACCACGUACGAGCAUGUAAUGAUCCAUCAACACGAUUAAUGGUGGAAGUUGAACUCGAUGGAAGCCGUGGCUACGGUGUUUUGGAUUACAGCGUCUAUAUACAGAAAAUCCCUAUUUUAGUGACAGAAGCCAAACCACAUGAAAGCGAGAAAGCCGUCGCACAAACUUUAGUACAAAUUCACAGUGCCGCGGAAUCACUGUUGGGUAAGCGAAAACGAUCCGAGCAAACGAUGUUUGGUAUCGUGACAUCAGGUCGUUCUUGGCGUUUUAUCCGAUGGAACGGGACAUUAGAAUCCCCAAAAGCAGAGAUAACGCAAGAAUACCCUUGCAUUUUUGAAAAUGAUAUGAGAGAAGCCAAAAAGGUGGUCUCUUACAUUGUGCGAGUGCUGCAAGCACAAGCUAAAUCAUUGAACAAAGAGGAACCGUUUAAAACUGAGAAUAAAAAAUUAAAACAAACUUUAGAAGAACAUGGUGCCAGAUUUACGAAUCUAGAACAGAAAGAUAAAGAAAAAACCAACCUUAUUGCUAAACUUGAGCAGAACGAUAAAGAAAAAACGGAUCUUAUAGCUAAAUUGGAAUAUGACGUUUCACUAAUCAAAGGACAAGACAAGAGUAUGGUGUGCAAUCAAAUCGUUACUAAUGUUUUGCAAGAUGUAGAACCUGGAAUCUCUGAUUCAUAUCCUCCACCUACUGAAAGUUCUCCAAAAGAGGACACUUACAUAUCUAAUAUUAAAUCUAGUAUUCCUCCCGAGCAGAAAAAGGAGCAAGGUUUAAUACAAGAGAUUUCAACAUCCAUUAAAGAUCAGAAUGAUAUAACUAGAAUUUCACAGAACAAUAUUCGUCAAAAUCAUAUGACUGAAGUCGCUUCAGACCAAGAUAUCAUUUGUUUAUACCAAAAUGCAUGUGAUGCAGAAAAAGAUGCUAUCAAAGCCAAUCAAGAAGAAAUAUUAUGCUGGUGUUUCUACGCUAAAAAGUUUAAAGGUUUGGUUAAAGAUUUUAUGGUUAAUGGUAGAGUUGGAGAGAAAAAAGCAAAAGGACAAGUAUACGAUUUUAUUAUUCAACAUCUUCCUAACACAAAGCGUGAAAACUUAUGCAAGCAAACACAAAAAGCAUUAAGAGUUUAUAACUUAUUCGAGAAAAUAGGAAUGGAUAAGAUUCAGUAUACCAAAUCUUAUACUGCAGAUAGUAUUUCAAGAUUUACUAAUUUACAGAUUCAAACGAUUAUUGAUCAUUUCACUAAAAACCCUGCGAUAGAAUUCACCGAUCAUUCUUCUGAUGACUUACUCAAAACUGAGAUUAAUGAGGAAGCUAAAAGAAUUUCAUCAAAAACAGAG